AUGGCCAUCUAUUAUGACUAUUAUUAUUAUUAUGAAGAUAAUAUAUUCCAAAAAGCUUCAUUCUAUAGCAUUGCCUUCAUUCUGGGGGUCAUUGGAAAUGGGCUAGUCAUUUUCAUCACUGGCUUCUGUAUGAAGAAAACAGUCAGUCCCGUCUGGUUCCUCAACUUGGCCAUUGCCGACUUCACCUUCACCUUUUUCCUGCCCCUGCGCAUUGCCUACCUAGCCCUGGACUUUCACAGGCCCUUUGGGGAGGCCAUGUGCAAGUUCAACAGCAGCUUGGCCUUUGUCAACCUUUACGCCAGCAUCUACUUCCUCAUGGUCAUCAGCAUCGAUCGCUGUAUUUCCAUGUUAUGUCCUGUAUGGGCUCAGAAUCAUUGGAACCCCCGCUGUGCUUCUUUUGUCGCUCUUGGGCUUUGGAUUCUGGCCUUGAUGUUGAGUUCACCAUACAUCCAUUUCAGGAACACUAUGCAGACGGAGGAUGGGAUCCGCUGUUCUAACAACUAUAGCCCUGAUGAGAAACAGGUAAAAGUUACCUACCGUGCCAUGAUUAUCAGCCGUUUCAUCUUUGCCUUUGUGAUCCCCUUUCAAAUCAUCCUUAUUUGCUAUGGGGCGAUUGUUCUUUUUAUUUUUAUUAAUUUCAUGUGUAGAAGUCUGUUGUAA
Molecule: messenger RNA, 660 nt
Organism: Heteronotia binoei (common prickly gecko)
Lineage: Eukaryota; Metazoa; Chordata; Lepidosauria; Squamata; Gekkonidae
Product: chemerin-like receptor 1
Exons: 1
Coding region: 1-660 (219 amino acids)
Biological process (GO): phospholipase C-activating G protein-coupled receptor signaling pathway; complement receptor mediated signaling pathway; inflammatory response
Cellular component (GO): plasma membrane
Molecular function (GO): complement receptor activity; N-formyl peptide receptor activity
Source: RefSeq, a predicted model, not a curated record